GCACCGCCCCUCAACCGGCACUGACAUCGCAUCAGGCCCGAGUCUCGCACUCACUCCCGUACCACCUCCAAGUCUUCUCUUUUCAUAUCUUCCCUCUCUCUCUCUCCCUCUCUCACUCUCUCUCUCUCUCUCUCUCUCUCUCUCUCCCCGCCAGUGUUCAGGCUCCCUUUCCUCCGACGACGACGCCGCUGCCGCUGGCCUCUGUAGCCCUCGCCGACUCUGCCGUCCCUCGAGCGACCCUCACCAGUUCCUUUGAAUCCUUCUCCUGGCGACCUUGUCCUUUUUUUUUGUUUUUGUUUUUUGCUAAAACCCAAAAGCCAUGGCGCCGUAGCUGCCCCAAGAAGUCCUCUCCCUCUCGGAAGGAAAAGGGUUAUUCUGCCAGAGGAGGAGGAGUAGGAGGAGGAGGAAGAGAGAGGGGCAGGAGGAGGCCGUGGGGCUAAGGGCGUCCGUGAGUGCAGGAGGGGAUCCCUUAAGACGAAAGGGGAGGGAGCGGUGCGCUUCUUGAAGGAGUGGUCGAUCGGAUGGAGUCAUCGGUAUAUACAGACGCACUCACUCACACACACGCACUCAUAUCACGAGAGAGAAACUGACUCUCUCUCUCUCUCUCUCUCUCUCUAUUCUAUCUAUCUAUCUAUCUAUCGCUCCUGCCGGCGCACUAGUCCGUGUCUAUACCUCAUUUACCUAAUUCAUCACCGUCGCUGUCCUCAUCGCCAUCCUCAUGCAGCAGCAGCAGCAGCAGCAGCAGCAGCAGCAGCAGCAGCUGUAGCAGAAGCAAAAGCAGCCUGGUGGCUCUCUUGUCAACGUGUGUGUGUGUGUGUACGUUUGUGCGUGUGCGGGUCCCACGUGAACCGUGUACGCCAACAACGUUUGCUUGGCUCGAGCGCUCUCUCUCUCUCUCUUUUCCGCACAUACAUACGCACACACUAUCGCCGCUGGCACACAAGUGACUGACCAACAACAACAACAACCAGCUACCUCCAUGAUGCUGUAUCGGUGCCGCGAUGCCCGGGAUAAUAAUCAUUAAGUGUGUGUGACUGGAAAACUGGAAACCGCGAUCGCUCCGAUGCAAAGCUUUGGUUCUGGAAUGUUUCUCAACAUGUUACUGUGGAAAACUAAUCGCCAGUGUCAUCGAAAUAUGAAAUGAAAAUGACUUUAAGAGUAACAAUGAAAGGCUAAAUAUGACAUACAAAUGGAUUUUAACGCAUUGUGACGAAUCAGACCAUUGGAUAGAAUGAAACGCUUUCAGUAAUGAAUUAUCAUAUGUGACUGGAAAGUAUGGACACAAAGAAACCACCUUUGGACGGCGGCGCGUGAGUGUGAAGUGCUGACUCUCAUUAAAAAAUGUGUGACAUACUUUUGCCUGGAAACACUUGCAAACCUUGAACCAUGAGAGGUCCCUCAAUGAGUAUGGCAGUUGCUUACAAAAUGUAAAGCAAAAUUAGAUAAUUGAAUUACUCAGUGACCAAAAAAGAUGAACGUCCACGAUUAGCAGACUUUUUGUAUUUUUCAGGAAGCGUAGAUUAAUUAAUAGUACAAGUAAUGGUUCAAAUUCCGUGUGUUUAUAUUGCUUGGAUAAAAGGACCGGAAGGAUCCUUUUGAUCGAUUCAAAUAUUUCCCUGGUGUGGUUGAUGAAAAGUAUGCUUGAGGGCGUCGGGAUGCCUUUAGUAUACAGCGCUGGCGGUGCGGGAGGGCGUGAGCAACGCCGUCCCAUGUGGACGCAACAUGAAAAGGCUGUGUUGCGACUCCUUAUGAGACAGUACGCAGGCGUGACCGAAUUCGACCCGCCUGACGUCCACAAACACCCCAUUCGGAACGAGAUGUGGCGCCUCCUGACGGCCAGGUACAAUGCCCACCCACAUGUCAGGUCGAGGGACACCAAGCAACUGAGGAAAGCCUGGGAGAACCUCAAAUAUCGGGCGCGGAAGUUGGGUGCUGAAAGCCAACGAAAUGGAAGGCAGCAAAACAACAACACAGAAUCAAGUUGGCCCUUGGACGGUGUGACCCUCCCAGGACCACAAAGCCCUCCGCCGCAGAGCACAACGCCCACGCCAAGGGAAGUUAGCGAGGUGGGCGACUGGAGGGGGUCAGAGGACGAGACCCCGAGGAAUGUCGACGAAGAGACAGAGUCAGAGAAGAUCGUCAAAGACGAGGAGGACGACGACAACGCUCAAGACACAGACAGUGUCCAUCACAGUCUGCCUUUGGACGACAGAGGGGGAGGGGCCCCUGGUGCUGUCCCUGCUGUGUUGAACCUCCAUCCUUUUGUGACGUCCCUCUUGGGUGGAAGUCUCGGGUCUUUAGCCUCUACACUUCCGUUCUUGGCAUCGCCUGCCACUUCUCAGCUGGCAACUGGGCUUCUUCUUCCUCACGCCGUCUCGACGCUAUCGAGCGGUGAUUUAGAGUCCGGCCCGACGAUACUGAGCUCCUCUGUAGACUCUUCCACUACUACCUCUUCUUCGCCCACCACAACAGUGGCCUCCAUCUUCCUCGCUCCCAACGCAGCCGCCACUACCUCAGGUCCCUGCAUCUCAACUACCUCAGAGGCUGCGACCAUCACAAUUAAUGGGGCAUCCCCACCGACCGCUGCGGUUGGAACGAACACUUUUACUACCACCACUUCGGCCUCGUCUACUACGGGAACAGAUAAGGCAGCAGGGACGGACAUCCCCUUGAAUGCCGCUACGACGACUAUUCCUCCAAGUGACCGUUUCCAGCACCGCCUCCAUGUCGUAGAGACGAGCAUAAGGCAUAGCGAGGAGCAACACCAGGCGCAGUUGCAACUGCUGAGGCUGCAGAUGGCGCAUUCGGUGGCCGAACACGAAGCGAAGAUGCGGGUUCUAGGUGCGCAGCUGGAGUACUGGCAAAGAAAGCUUAGAGUACAACAACGGGUCUCCUACGCUCUUUCGGCAAUAACCCAGAACGACCCUGAUUUAGAUGACGAGCCUCUGCCUUGACCCUUCAUGUCAAUUAUAACGGACGAUCCUCCCUGGCUGUAGCGCAGAACCCUAAUGUUAACCUUUCAUUUAAAAGUAUAAAGUUGGAUCAAAAUGGUGCUUUUAGCUAGGAGCACUUUUCGUUUUUUAGCUGCCAGAUGUAUUUUUUUACUUGAUUAUUUGACUGUUUAGGAAACGCAAGAUAGUCACUACUAUUUUGAGUGAAACAAUGUUUGUCAUUCAAAGUUUUAUUCCUUCCUCAACGGGAAGCAUUUCUUUCUUUAUCACAUUGUCACAGUAGAAUAUAAAAAAAUGCAUGCGGCAGGAACACGCCCUAUUUGUGGAUGCUGAAAGUCAUAGUUUAGCGCGGAAACGGAUCUUGAGUCAUUCAACGGUUGGGAUCAUGUGGGAAUAAAAAUGUUGAUCAGAAGAGGUUUGAUCCCAACAAUAGACUAAAAUUAGAUAGUUUGCUGUAUGUCUAAGAAUAAGCCUAAGGAGAAAGAAAAACUGCAAGUGUUGUCGUGUUUGUUGUCACCCUCUUGGCUAACUUUAGAUUCUCUUGAAGUUAAUCAUGAAGUAAUUUUAUAAAUAUUUUUUCAUUGUUUUCAAAAAUUCGUUCUUCCUGAAAGUUGCCCUAUUGGCUGAUUUUUAGAAGAACUUACUAUUCUUGUACAAUACGGUUGAAGCUGAUAUAAUUUGGUUAUCAGCCAAGACAUUUAAGGGUGCCGCAUGUUAACUGACCCAUUUGAUUUACCGGUUACUGAGGG
Macrobrachium nipponense is the source of this 3700-nucleotide messenger RNA. Its product is annotated as myb/SANT-like DNA-binding domain-containing protein 3. Lineage: Eukaryota; Metazoa; Arthropoda; Malacostraca; Decapoda; Palaemonidae. The transcript is spliced from 2 exons. Bases 1629 to 2954 code for a protein of 441 amino acids. The record is from RefSeq and is a predicted model, not a curated record.